Molecule: messenger RNA, 3237 nt
Organism: Girardinichthys multiradiatus
Lineage: Eukaryota; Metazoa; Chordata; Actinopteri; Cyprinodontiformes; Goodeidae
Product: T-cell surface glycoprotein CD4-like
Exons: 11
Coding region: 234-1634 (466 amino acids)
Biological process (GO): interleukin-15-mediated signaling pathway; positive regulation of ERK1 and ERK2 cascade; T cell activation
Cellular component (GO): membrane raft; external side of plasma membrane
Molecular function (GO): protein tyrosine kinase binding; MHC class II protein binding
Source: RefSeq, a predicted model, not a curated record
CCUGUGUGUGUGUAACUGUGUAUGAACAAGACCGCGUCACAGCAUACAAGCUGCCAUAUGUCAAAGCUGAACUCAUUGCUGUACUGAGAACAUCACAAACCAAUCACUGCUGUGGGAGGUGCAACGGUCCUUAAAAACAGAGCUCGUUAGAUAAACACAAAGCAUUUCCGCUUGACUCCGGAUCACUGAGGACAUAUCUGAGCUUGACGCUUGACGGGUUGCAGGACACCAAAAUGAAGGAUCUUCUUCAGUUCUUCACGUUUCUCAUCAUUGCCUACAAGACGAUGGGGGCUGUUGAAGUGAUUUAUGCUCGUGUUGGAGACAACAUUGACCUUAAUUUGAAACAACUCCCCCAAACUUUUUACGUGCGCUGGUUCUUGGAUAAGGACAAUGGACAUGAGCUUGCUAGCAUUAACCAUGUAGGUGGAAAAAGUAUUGAUCCAGGUGACAUCUGGAGUGGCAGGUUGUCCAUAACUCCCAAUAUACUGACCAUCAAAAACAUCCGAGAUGAAGACUUUAGGACCUUUGUCUGUAGAAUGUCAGAUAAUUCUAACACCCACAAUUCAAAAAAAUUUAUCCUGAUUAAAGUGAAUGUGAGUAUGAAUGAAGCCCAACCAUUGGUCCCUGGAGAUGAUCUGUCUCUGAACUGCAAUCUUACCACUGAAUGGAAACCCGCGAUUUACUGGAAGAACCCGACGGGCAGGAAUUUAUCCAUCUCAUCCCUGGUUAGAAAGAAAGCCGAAAGCCAAGACAAUGGAGAGUGGACAUGUGUUGUAACAAAUAAUGGAAAACAAAACAUGUUCAGAUUUUCUGUUUCUGUUGUAGACUUCUCCUCUACAUCCAAAUCUCUUUAUACAUCUACAAACCUCCCCCUCACCGUGCCUUUUGUGAUUUCUCCCAAUGAUUUCAUGAAACAAAUACUGUCCAAAAUAGAGAACGUUGAGUGGGUCUUCAUCCCUAAAACAUCUUUCAUUCAAAAGACCAUCUUCUCCAUCUCUCUAAGGAAUGGACAACUGAAAAAUUUGGACCCACACAGAGGACUGAGAUGUGAAAACUUUACAACGCAUGGAAAUUUUUCUUUGCACAAAAAACUGUCAAGGGAAGAAGACAGAGGGACAUACAAUUGCUCUAUAACCUUUAACAAUGGCUUCAUUCUGAGCAGGACAGUGCAUGUAGAGGUUCUGCAAAUCAUCCCCUCCCCUGCAACGGAGUUAAUUUCAGGCUAUCACCUGAACCUCUCCUGCUCCACUGGCGGUCCUCUGGAUACUAACGUUAAGGUGAAAUGGUUCCCCCCAAAGACGUCAUCCCUGGCGAACACCAAGCUUACAUCGGGCCAUCUCAUCAUCCAGAAAGUGAGCACGGAGGACUCUGGCAGGUGGAGGUGUGAGCUGGGGCUGGAGCCGGGGCCGGGGCAGAACAGAUCGACACUAACGUCAGCUGUGAUAGCGCUGAAGAUCGAACCCGUUCUGACUGUGUGGAUGCUGGUGACCAUAUGUGGUGCUGCAGUAAUCCUGAUCCUUCUCCUUAUACUCGCUUUUAUCCUCUUCCGGCGCAGACAGAGGAAGAUGAGACAGUUGAGGCACCGACUCUGCCAGUGCAAAAACCCAAAGCCAAAAGGUUUCUACAAGGCCUAAUAGUCUGGACAUUCACAACAGGACACCAGGGCAUCAUGCAUACAAAGACAUUUCUGUCCAAACGGACCCUCGUAUUUUCUGAACUGUGCAAGCACUCGCUAAUGCGUUGGAUGAGUUUGGAAGAAAAGACAACAUGCAGACGUUGCUGAAACGAAAGACGACAGAAAACUAAUGUUAAAGUUGUAUAUAUCAACCGGUUUAUUUGCCAUUUUGGACUGGUUUUUAUUGGUAACAGUUAUUUCACCUCUCAGCCAUCUCAUACAUUUGCUGUUUUGAACUUUGCAUCUUUGGCUUUUUUAAGAAAACAAAUUAGCCACCUUGGAAACAUUUUGUACCCACUUUUCCAACCAAUGAUUUAUUUUGUAAAAGUUUGCAAAUUUUAACCUUCAAAAAAAUGUUAUACAAUAAAAUGAAAUUAUACAGAAUAUGCGAUGAUACUGAGGCAUAUUUAUCUGAAUAGUUUAAAGAAAUUAAUAAAUACCUAAAGAUUUAAACUGAAAUGUUCAUGGGAGGGGAGGGGGGGGGACAUAAAAUGGAUGUUUUUUUUUUACCACCAUUUACAAAAGAGUUGACACAAUCUUUGUAAAUAUAAAAAACAGCAAACAGUGGUUUGGAAAAUAUAUUCAAACUCUGUAUUUAAACAAAAAUAGCAUAGAGACUAUAUAGAAAUAGAACAUCAUGAGGACUGCAUCCUGAAACCACCGUGGAUGCUGGCUUUUAAUGACGCUCAGAGGACAUCUUGAAUGGUUAUAUCUAUCAAUUUUGAGACUUCAGACCACAAAAAGGCAACAGCUCUUUUCCUUUUUUUAUUAUUUACAUUUGCGUUUUAAAGUAACAUUUGUGGGUUCAGAGUUCUCUGGUUACUUUAAGCUUAAAAAAAGCAGUUUUAAAAAGUGAUUUUAAUGAUCCAUGCAGUAUUUUGUCUUUGCUGCCAGAGUCAGACAAGACCCAUUUUAAUCCUCAUGCCCUCUGCUCAGAGCUUCUUAUGCUUCCCUAAAUGUUUUUUUAAUAAAGACAGAUAUGUUAAAUUAGUAAAUCCUAAAAGUCUUUGUAAUUCUAUAAAGAUUGUAAUUGUUUUUCUGUAAUAAUUGGCAGUUCACAGCCUUUCUCUGACCAGUAACUGCUUCCUGAUCUGUCCGACUGACAGCCUUGUACUGAUGUUGAUAUGUUGUCUUUGUAGUGUUUCCCAUUUAACUUAAAUCCAGGAAUAAGUUUAAUUAGUUUUUUAUAAACCACGACAGUUUGUAUUUACUCUCUUUUUUACACAGUCAGAAACCUUUUGAAGUCAGAAAUUUGUACUUACAGUGUAAUAUAUUUGUAAUAUUGUGAAUUUUAUCAUUGUUGAAAUACUGUUUGAGUUUUUUGUCAUUUUGUUAAGUGUCUUGUCAUGUAGUUUCAGUGAUAUUUUAUUAUCUGUUCAUGAGAUAAAUAUUCAUUUAUAAAAGAAAAAAAUCAAUAUAUUUUAUUUCUGCACACACAAUGAUACUUUAUUUCCUAAAAAUAGAAACAGGAUCUAAUUGACAGAAAAAGAUGUUGAUUUAGAGGUUAGUAGAAACUGUAAUAUGUAAAAGCUUUUCAAUAAAGGAUCAAUAGUAGCAGCUGA